Messenger RNA from Echinococcus granulosus, 279 nucleotides. RefSeq names its product Dynein light chain 2, cytoplasmic. The transcript is spliced from 2 exons. Gene Ontology annotation, biological process: microtubule-based process. NCBI's taxonomy places the organism in Eukaryota, Metazoa, Platyhelminthes, Cestoda, Cyclophyllidea, Taeniidae. Gene Ontology annotation, molecular function: dynein light intermediate chain binding; dynein intermediate chain binding. The coding region runs from base 1 to 279 and encodes 92 amino acids. Gene Ontology annotation, cellular component: dynein complex. The record is from RefSeq and is a predicted model, not a curated record.
AUGACUUCAACGAGCGCCAGCAAGGCAAUCAUUAAGAAUGCUGACAUGUCAGACGAGAUGCAGCAACGGGCUAUCGACUGCGCCAAAGAUGCCAUGAAUCAGUUCACCAUUGAGAAGGAUAUCGCGGCGUACCUUAAAAAGGAGUUCGACAAACUCUACAGCCCCACCUGGCACUGCAUUGUUGGUCGAAAUUUCGGAAGCUACGUGACACAUGAAACAAAGAAUUUUAUCUACUUCUACAUGGGCCAAGUGGCUAUUCUGCUCUUCAAAUCUGGCUAA